AUGAGUGAGGGUACCGCACUUGAAUUCGAUAUUGACCCAGAGUUCGAAUGGACAUUCUAUCACAGAAAUUAUGUAGUUCCAAACUUGUACGAUUUCUCUCUGGGCAUCAUGCAGCCAAUGAUUGAUGGGAACGAUUACAUUGGGGAGCAUGUGACUGCUCAGAAUCUGUAUGCUGUGCUUCUGGGAAAUAUAACUGCUGUUAAUAGAGGGAGUGGGAAAGUUGUGGACAGCAAACGAAAUGACAGGAUUUUUGUUUACUAUUCUGACCAUGGAGGCCCUGGGCAUGCCAACUUGCCUUUUGUCUAUGCCAUGGACUUUAUUGAAGUUAUCUAUGUAGAAGCAUGUGAGAGUGGGAGUAUUUUCGAGGGCAUAAUGCCAAAGGAUCUGAAUAUUUAUGCAACCACAGCCUCAAAUGCUCAAGAGAGUAGCUUUGGAACUUACUGCCCAGGAAUGCAACCGGCACCGCCACCGGAGUACAUGACAUGUUUAGGAAAUUAA
Molecule: messenger RNA, 498 nt
Organism: Benincasa hispida (wax gourd)
Lineage: Eukaryota; Viridiplantae; Streptophyta; Magnoliopsida; Cucurbitales; Cucurbitaceae
Source: RefSeq, a predicted model, not a curated record